UAAAUCAAAAAUGUUCAAUUACAAGCUCAAAGUUGGACUUUUUGAUAAUCUUUGCACACAAGCAAAAGAAAGACUUCGCCGUUAUGAAAUUCUCUGUGCUUUUAGCAACCUUAUUUGUUGUUAGUCUUGGAGCACCUAUCUUUGAAGAUGAAUAUAGUACUUACAGACUUGCUGAAGAUACCAUUGGUGAGCCAAUAUAUUCUUAUGAUGACAACACAGCCGUUGAAACUAAUGGAGAUGAAUCCAAAUAUUUAGCAGUAAGUGUGUCAGAUCUGAUAAACGAUAAUGGAUGGGGUGACGCAUAUGGUGUGACCAAAAAAACGCAAGAUGAUAAAGCACUCGUCACUGACGAACAGAACAAGUCUGACUAUGUUAAAGACAGGUCAGAAGAUGAGUCCGACGAUGUAGACGACGCGUCAGAAGAUGAGUUUGACGAUGUAGACGACGCGCCAGAAGAUGACUCCGACGAUGUUAAAAACGCGUCAGAAGAUGAGUCCUACGAUGUAGACGUUGUAGAGGACGAUGUAGAAGACGUGUCAGAAGAUGAGUCCGACGAUGUAGAAGACGUGUCAGAAGAUGAGUCCGAUGAUGUUAAAGACGCGUCAGAAGAUGAGUCCGAUGAUGUUAAAGACGCGUCAGAAAAUGAGUCCGAUGAUAUUGUUGACACGCCAGAAGAUAAAUCCGACCAUAUAGAAGAGGCGUCAGAAGAUGAGUCCGACCAUAUAGAGAAGGCGUCAGAAGAUGUGUCGGACGAUUGAGGAUGGGAUCAACAAAGACGUAAGCGAAACAAAAUGUAGUGGGAAGAAAAACCAAGUCAUAAUGAAUAGCUUGCUUGGUAAAUUGGAAAUGUUUUUCUAAAUUAAUGUAAAUAAAUAAUUCAUCAAAA
Hydractinia symbiolongicarpus is the source of this 886-nucleotide messenger RNA. RefSeq names its product germ cell nuclear acidic protein-like. The record is from RefSeq and is a predicted model, not a curated record. Bases 84 to 758 code for a protein of 224 amino acids. The transcript is spliced from 3 exons. Lineage: Eukaryota; Metazoa; Cnidaria; Hydrozoa; Anthoathecata; Hydractiniidae.